AUGGAGACGCGGCCUGAAAAUAACGCGUCUGCACCAGCGGUCAAAAGGCGGCGCAAUCCACGCGCAGUCCUCGCGUGUGAGAGAUGUCGCUUGAAGAAGUACAAGUGCUCAGAGGCACAACCAUGCAUCCAUUGCAAGCGCAGCGGGGCUGAAUGCAAGUAUGCCAGAGGCUAUCGAGUAGCGAAUGAUGCAGCGUCACUUAUCAGUACUGUCAGUAAUGAGUCUGGAAGUCUCAACCCCCAGGUUCAACAACCGAGUCCUCGAGUUCAACCAACCGAACAAUCUCUUACCCCCGUCUCCCAAAGUCCUCUACCAGGUCUAGCUAUGCAUCCAUCUCCAAUCUCUGCCAGGACUAGGCUGCAGCCCGUCUCGUCCACUAACGAAGCACAAGCUCUGGCAGUAUCGCCUAGCGAGGAGAGUGAGAUUGCCGAAGUCAACCAGCAUACCAACGGCAUCGAGUACCACGGCAAUACGUCUUCAAUGUCCUUCUUGGGCAGCCUGCAAAGACUUCGGGAGCAACGAGCGACUCCAACUGAUGCAGCGGAGCGCAAGGCAUUCUCACUUGUGUCAGUGCUACAUAACUCGAGUUUUGUUUCGAGACGGAAUUUUACUUCCGACCUCACCGCUGCCCUUGCUGCAAACGGAUUCUAUUCCAAGCGGGCAAAUACCUUCAUCGAAGGGUACUUUGGGGGUAUUCAUUAUGUACACCCAAUAAUCGACAAGGAAGAGUUUUUGUCCCGUGCAGAUGAGCUAUGGCGUGGCACCAACUGCAGCGACGUACACUUCAUCGCGCUUUACUUGAGUGUUCUGUCGUUGGGUGCUUUGACUCGUACAUGGAACGAGACUUCCUUGGAUGGCCUUAAUCGCUUCCAAUGGAGCCGAAAGCUCUUUGCCGAAGCCCAGACAGUUCUGGAUGAAAUCCAAUUCAGCAGUAAGCUAGAGACAAUACAAUGCUUUUACGUCAUGGCGAAAGUAUGCCAGAACGAGCUUAACCCAAAUCUUGCUUACAUGUAUCUGGGCUCCGCAAUACGUUCUUGUCUAGCUGCGGGGAUGAAUCGCGAAACACCCAGUCCGAAUGCGAAGAGCUGCAUAAACAUGUCAAGAAUAUGGUGGGGUAUAUACUCGUUGGAAAUUGAGAUGAGCUUUCUCCUCGGUCGACCUGAUACAUUGGGGCAAGAUGAGUAUCACAACCGCGCAAUGCCCCAAGUUGACGAUUCUGAGUACGCUAUUAUCUCAGCCAUGGUGCAAUUCGGUCGUAUUAUGCGCAGAGUAUCCAUCGGGAUCUACCACUCUCAACUACCGACUCCGGAGACUAUUGGCCUGGCAUGUGAGAUAGAGCGCCAAAUGGAUAAUUGGGUUGACGCUCUACCUCAACGACGAGGUACUUCUUUGAGAGACCCUGAUUGGCGACGAAAACAAAGACUCGUUCUAGAGCUAAGAUAUCACAACGUGAGGAUGCUGCUCUUCCGGCCGUUCGUAACCCAGUGUGCGCGAGAGCCCUGCCAACCAUCAGAUGAAUUGAUGAGAGCGGUCGAGAAGUGUAUCUCUUCGGCCCAAAAAACCAUCGAAAUCGUAUAUGAAGCUUAUAAGGUUCACACUUACUUUCGCACAUGGUGGUAUAACACGACAUACAUCACUAUUGCAGCUUCAGUGCUCCUCCUGUACGAGUCGCGGACAAAGGAGCGCUCGCCCACAAACACUCUCGCCCUGAUAGAAACCGCUAUCGAGAUCCUAGAUGUUAUGGACGAAUCUGUAGUGGCACGGAAUGCUGCAGAGGUUAUCCGACACUUUGUGCGAGAGCUCAACGCCGUGCCUAUUGUAACCUCUGAUUACUCCGCGCAAGACGCUACAUCAAUGUCAAAUGUACAGAAUGCUCCUACACCCGGCCCAUGGAGUUCCUUAGAUCUUGGGUUGAGUGGCUUCGAGUUCUUGGACUUUCCACUUGGUGAGAUGACAGCUGUUUUUGACGAACUGUAUAAGAACCUUGACCACAAUAUUCAACCCGAGGAAGGAGUUCCAUGA
This is a messenger RNA of Fusarium sp. VM40, 2022 nucleotides long. Lineage: Eukaryota; Fungi; Ascomycota; Sordariomycetes; Hypocreales; Nectriaceae. The record is from the annotation of a GenBank genome assembly.